Dacryopinax primogenitus is the source of this 1607-nucleotide messenger RNA. Its product is annotated as Rho GTPase activation protein. The coding region runs from base 1 to 1278 and encodes 425 amino acids. The transcript is spliced from 4 exons. The record is from RefSeq and is a predicted model, not a curated record. Gene Ontology annotation, cellular component: cell cortex. Gene Ontology annotation, biological process: regulation of fungal-type cell wall organization; signal transduction; activation of GTPase activity. NCBI's taxonomy places the organism in Eukaryota, Fungi, Basidiomycota, Dacrymycetes, Dacrymycetales, Dacrymycetaceae. Gene Ontology annotation, molecular function: GTPase activator activity.
AUGACGCAAACGAAACCUGGAGAUCCCAACGCCGCACCUCAGACACUGGGAAAGGUCUUCGGCGUCCCGCUCCGAGAGAGCCUCAAGUACGCCAGUGUGCAAAUCAGCACAGUGGACCAGAAUGGAGAGCUUUACGUAUGGGGCUACGUCCCUGUUGUCGUGGCCAAAUGCGGCCUCUACCUGAAAGAAAACGCAACCGAAGUCCCCGGCACAUUCCGCGUCUCUGGCUCUGCAAAGCGUAUGCGUGAUCUCCAGUCGACAUUCGAAAAACCUCCCAAGUACGGCAAGAGCCUCGAUUGGAAAAAGGAGAAUUAUACCACGCAUGACGUUGCUAGCGUCUUUAGGCGGUACUUAACCCAGAUGCCAGAGCCUGUGAUUCCUCAUCAACUGUAUCAUCAAUUCAGGGAUACGAUGGCGAAGAAACCGUUCGAUAGAGAUCAGGCAAUCAAGACCUACCAGAGGCUAAUACGCAGCAUGCCCCGCGCAAAUCAGUACUUGCUGCUGUAUGUGCUCGACUUGCUCAGCGUCUUUGCGCGGAAGAGCGAUGUGAACCUUAUGCCUGCGUCGAACUUGGCUCUUAUCUUCCGGCCGGGACUUAUCUCACACCCUUCGCACGAGCUCACCCCAGAAGAACACCAGCUCUCCCUGAAAGUCCUCGAGUUCCUCAUCGCACAACAAGACUACUUUAUGAUGGACCUGUCUCCCCCUCCCAUCCCUCCUACGCCUUCGGCCGAGUCCCCACAACCGCCGUUUCCGACCGCCCCACCUCUCACACCCGCAUCGCUCCCUUCGACCGGGUCGCAGACAGGUCAAGUCUCAGACGAGUCAAGCGACAUCUACAUGGUCCCUUCUUCUUCCGACUCAGACCCACCAUCCGGAGGUUGGAAAUUGAUAAACAGAAGGGGAAAGGAGGUGCAUAGGAGGCGGACGACAGACGCUAGGAGUGGGACUGGGAAACGUGCUGCAGGGACAGGCGCUGGCGCGGGAAAGGGAAAGGGAAAGGAGAGGCUUGAGGUGGUGACGGACGAGCCUGAGGCUUCUGGAGCUGCAGCGUCGGGAGGGGCCACGGGGGUGAAGAGAUCUCGCACACUACCGUCGAGGAAGGAAGAGCCAGCGCCUGUUGUGGAGCGAUCCCAGAGGAGAGACAGAGGAGCAGAGAGGGAAAGAGAGAGGGAGCAUAAGAACGUUCUCAGUAAACGGCAGAAACGGCUUUCCCAGCAACCGAGUGCUACCACUCGAGUAGACUUGGGAAGGAGGGCAGUCGAGGCGCCAACAUAGCCCUCCUUAACUUCUCUUCCUGUUAAGCUUUCACAGCUUUUCGGCGAGCUUUCCCCUUUGUUGUUGUUGAUAGUUGGAUGGUGAUAGUACCGCUGUGUGAUAGUCGACAUGCUCAUGAUCUCUUAUUUCCUCCCUGUUGUUUUCUUCGAACUGUUUCUUCUGAUCCUCUAUAUUCCCCUCUAUAUUUCUGUUUGUGGAUCGGGCAAGAUUAGGAUAUGUAAUCACCCUACCGAUAUGUACUGCUAUCAUCUUCUACCUCUGCACUUUUCUGUGUCUGUCCUAUUCCGUCCACACACGGGUCAUGUCGUUGAUCAUGAACAAUAAAUGUU